Molecule: messenger RNA, 1968 nt
Organism: Nezara viridula (southern green stink bug)
Lineage: Eukaryota; Metazoa; Arthropoda; Insecta; Hemiptera; Pentatomidae
Source: the annotation of a GenBank genome assembly
AUGAACAAGCUCUCGUUCAGGCCGAGGGCCUUGGAAAUUACCAAGCCCUUGCCUGUUUACAGGAGUGAGGAGCUCCCAGAUUUGCCAGAAUAUUCGGCAAUCAAUAGAGCUGUUCCUCAAUUACCCAGUGGAAUGGAUAAAGAAGAAGAAUGUGAACAUCAUCUUCAACGGGCAAUCGUCACUGGUCUAAUCAUCCCCACUCCAGAAGUCUCAAUAAUGGAAGAUAGAGAAGCAUUCGAACGACUCUAUCCAGCCAAUUAUAAACCACCUAGACAACUGAUUCAUAUGCAACCAUUUUCAAUGGAGGAGGAUGUUCCAGACUAUGACAUUGACUCUGAAGAUGAAAAAUGGCUUUCGAAACAAAAACUUGACAUCACUCCUUUAAAAUUUGAGGAAAUGAUGGACAGGCUCGAAAGUAACUGGACUCAAAACUUCGCCUCACAAAAUAGAAAAGAGCUUCUCCUCAAAGAUGACGACGAGCUCUCGAUAGCUAUCUUCGACUAUUGGCUUAGUAAACGACUCGCUAAGCAACCUCAGCCAUUGGUACCUUGUGUCCGAACGGAAGCCAACAAUAGGGUAUUGGGUGGCAGUGGUAACGCUAACUCUGAUAACAACCCUUACCUGGCGUUUCGUAGAAGGACAGAAAAAAUGCAGACCAGAAAGAAUCGUAAGAAUGACGAAAUGUCUUAUGAGAAAAUGGUCAAGCUGAGAAGAGAUCUAUCGAGAGCGUUACAACUCCUUGAUCUAGUCAAGCGGAGGGAGUCGGCAAAAAAGGAGUUACUGAAGCUUUCUAUACAGUUAUACGAAAAGAGGUACGAAGCUAAUGACUUCUCUGGAAGCAUAUUGAAUGAAGUUUCAACCUUCAAGACUGUGAGGCCUGCUUUCGCUCCAAUAUAUUCGAACCAGUACAACUCUUCUACACACAAUCAUCAUGCUCCCUCGUGGCCCCUCAAACCUCCCAAGGAGGAUCUUAAUACUGUAAGGAAAGAAAAAAGACAGUAUAAGAAAAGGAAACAUAAAGGAGGGACGAGCAGCAGUAGCGUAGGCCCCGCUGCUAACAGUACUGCUGGCGGUGGCGGCGCAGCCUCUUCUGCCGAGGAAGAUGUAGAAAGCCCUGUCUCUCCCCAAUUAGCCUUUCCUUUCCAUAGGACGCCUUUGACGACGUAUCAUGCGGCUGUAAAAGGUGGAGGUAUUGGAAACUGGAAUUGGACUAGUCCCGAAGAAGGUGGAGCUGGAGAAGAGCGCUACAGGUUUAGUCUAGCAACUUUAUCCUUCCCCCAGCCUACGUGUGUCGGUCUCGUCAGGCGGCGGGUUGGCAGAGGUGGCAGGGUUAUCCUUGACCGGGCUGGACCCUCAAUGGAUGACUAUUGGUCUUCGUUAGACUUCAAAAUUCAAGAUAGUGCCAGUGGACCUAAACCUCCAAUACCAUGUUCACGGUACUAUAAACCUAAGCCACCUUGCGAUCCUUCCCCUGCUGUUACGGAAGCAGAGGACGAUUUGAAGUCAGGAUCUAUCUGCCUAACUGUUGAAUCAUUAACAGAUUGUGAAUCUACGACGGUAGAAUUAGAUCUUGGCGAGCUGUUUCCAGAUUUGGAAAUACCAACCUCCGGAUCGACAGCUAGCAUGAUCAUCGACCCCCCAGCUGAAACGGGUUCUUCGAGGUUUUUGUCAGAUCCUGCUGCAGCGAUAGCAGAAAGGUUACAACCUCCUCCACCUGCUACUACCCAAAAUGGACCUACUAAUCACAGCGAUUAUGGUGGUAGUGGGAUUUGGAAUAGCAGUGGCUGUAAAUGGAGUAAUAGCGUUCCGGGUAAUGGUACGGCGAACACCUCACCAGUCCAUCUUAACACAAAAUACGCAUCGAGAACAUCGACAACGACACAGCUCAAUAGUGAGAGCAGUGAAGUUCAUAAAAGAAGUGGAGCGAUCGAAGCAGUUGUCCAUACACAGCCGAUGGAGGUCACCUGA